AGGGCUUCAGAAACGCAUUCUCCUCAGACUGUCAGGGUCUGGUCAUGGGCCCCAGAGCCCUGCUCCUGCUGCUCUCGGAGGCCCUGGCUCUCACCGAGACCUGGGCGGGCGUCCACGAUGUGAGGAUUUUUAGCACGUCCGUGUACGGCCCGGGCCGCGAGAAGAACCGGUACAUCGUCGUGGGUUACGUGGACGACACGGAGAUCUUGCGGUUCGACAGCGACGCCGCGAGGCCUAGGCUGGAGCCGCGGGUGCCCUGGAUGGAGCAGCCCUGGGUGGAGCAGGAGCACCCACAUUUUUGGGACGAGAAGACGCGGGUCUGCAAGUAUAACCAACAGACUUUCGGAGCGAACCUGAACAACCUGCGCCACUACUACAACCGUAGCGAGGACGGGUCUCACACCUACCAGGAAUUGAGUGGCUGCGUCUUGGAGUCCGACUCGGGGUUCUUGCGCGGGUUCAGUCAGUUCGCCUACGACGGCACCGACUACCUCACGCUCAACGAGGACCUGCGCUCCUGGACCGCCGCGGACGCAGCUGCUCGGAUCACCUGGCGCAAAUUGGUGCAAGUUCCUGACGUGGAGCGACGGAGGCUCGCCAUUGGAGAUUCGUGCGAGCGCUGGCUCCGCCUGUUCCUGGAGAACGGGAAGGAGACGCUGCUCCGAGCAGACCCUCCAAAGACACACGUGACCCACCACCCCAUCUCUGACCAUGAGGUCACCCUGAGGUGCUGGGCCCUGGGCUUCUACCCUGCUGACAUCACCCUGACCUGGCAGCGUGAUGGGGAGGACCUGACCCAGGACAUGGAGCUUGUGGAGACCAGGCCUGCAGGGGAUGGAACCUUCCAGAAGUGGGCAGCUGUGGCUGUGCCCCCUGGAGAGGAGGAGAGAUACACAUGCCAUGUGCAGCACCAGGGGCUGCCUGAGCCCCUGACCCUGAGAUCGGAACCCCCUCCUCAGACCACCAUCACCAUCAUAGGCAUCAUUGCUGCCCUGGGUCUCCUUGGAGCUGUGGUCACUGCAGCUGUGCUGUGGAGGAGGAAGUGCUCAGACAGAGACAGGAAGAGCUGCACUCAGGUUGCCUGCAGCAACAGUGCCGAGGGCUCUGAUGUGUCUCUCACAGCUAAUAAUGGUGAGACCCUGAGGGCAGGAAGUGGCGGGCAUUGGGACCAAGGAACACAACUGGGCUUGGGGACUCUCAGUGUGACACAAUCUGAGCAUAUGGUGGGAUGUGAGAGAAUGUGACACUUGUGAGACUGACCUGAAUUUUUUCAUAAUUUUCUUUCCAGUGUGAUGGAACUGCCUUGUAGGGGACUUGGUUUAAAGUAGUCAUUGCAGCCUCAUCUUUGGAGUUUAAGGAUCUCUGACUGCUGUUUGUGCAAUCGGCACUGGAACCUAUCUGCAUUAUAUUAAAAUUUGCAAUGUAUUUAUAUGUAUAAAUUAAACAGAAGUGAUUUAGAUUAAAGGCUGGAAGGGGUAUGGUA
Molecule: messenger RNA, 1483 nt
Organism: Phyllostomus discolor (pale spear-nosed bat)
Lineage: Eukaryota; Metazoa; Chordata; Mammalia; Chiroptera; Phyllostomidae
Product: patr class I histocompatibility antigen, A-2 alpha chain-like
Exons: 7
Coding region: 45-1244 (399 amino acids)
Biological process (GO): antigen processing and presentation of endogenous peptide antigen via MHC class I via ER pathway, TAP-independent; positive regulation of T cell mediated cytotoxicity; immune response
Cellular component (GO): external side of plasma membrane
Molecular function (GO): peptide antigen binding; signaling receptor binding
Source: RefSeq, a predicted model, not a curated record